AUGGCGGCAACAGAGGAUAACAGUCCGGAGCCCGCCAUCCGCUUCAAGCGGCGCAAGAUUGCUCACCCAAAACGAGUCCGCCUUGGUGACGAUGCUCCUACUAUUUCCACCUCUCAAUCCCCAGAAGUCCCGAUCGGCGGGGCAUCGCCGCUACAGACGCCUCACGAAGACGACGAGUCAGCGCCCAACUUGAAGGAGAUCCUACGUAACCGCAGGCGACCGCGCGACCGACUCCGAGAAACCGCGCGCAAAGCUGAGAUCACGAAAUCACAGGCGCUUGCGCAAGCGGAUGCGCCGAAGCAAGAUGUCUACUCGAACAGGUUUGUUGCGCAGACCGGCCAGGUCGUGGAUCGGGAUGAUAAGCAGAUGACCGAAUAUAUAGAAGCUCGCAUGGCUGAAAAGAACUAUCGCUUGUACGGUUGGCCCAUUCCAAGGCAUCUCGAAGCUUCCGUUGCGGCUCUUGCCCCUGAUCUCGAACCCGCCGCAUUCACAUCGGCCGCGCAGAGGAAGAAUGUAACACCCAUCAUCGAAGGGGGCGAGGAGAAGGGUGCGAGUGUGGGUGCCGAGCAGAGCAGCCGGCUGGCUGCCGGCAUGGGCAAGCUGCAAGAGGUUGACCUCGGCCCGGAUGCGACUACACGAAACGUCCAGCGAACAGAGGCCGCGUGGAAGCGAAUUGAAGGUGGACAACUGGAGGCGGAGCCCCCUGGGAAAGUGCGAUUGGGCAGAGACGGCAAGCCGCGACGACCCCCGAAGCGGAGGAAUAGUGAAGACAUCCGGCGAGACCAGAUGGUAGAGGCGGUACUUCGCGAGGCUAAAUUGGACUACUUCGAAGAAGAUAAGCCCUCAGAUUCUCCAAUACCUGGCGAGGCAAACAACGACGAUGCCAUGGUUGAGAGGUUCCGCCUGGAGUUCCUCGAAUCCGUCGAAUCGUCGCGCCAACAGCGGAAACCGCCCCAACCACCGGGCAUCAAAGGCGCAAAAGAAGCACCAAAAGGACCGAAACUUGGCGGAUCGAAAAGCGCGAGAGCAAAAAUGCGCUUGCAAGAAGAGCAGGCGGCGAAGAACAAGAGGUAA
This is a messenger RNA of Trematosphaeria pertusa, 1074 nucleotides long. RefSeq lists its product as uncharacterized. The transcript is spliced from 3 exons. Gene Ontology annotation, cellular component: spliceosomal complex. Bases 1 to 1074 code for a protein of 357 amino acids. The record is from RefSeq and is a predicted model, not a curated record. Lineage: Eukaryota; Fungi; Ascomycota; Dothideomycetes; Pleosporales; Trematosphaeriaceae. Gene Ontology annotation, biological process: mRNA splicing, via spliceosome.